CUGCGCCUUACCCUCCCGCGUUGUCAAGGGAACGCCCGCUAGCUCUGAGGCCCGCCCUUCACUUUGGUGCUGGCAUUUGGUCCCGCCCCCUUGCGUAAUUCAACUUCCUCUCGGGGAAGGGCCGCUUCCGUUCUCUCUGGCGCGCGGCCUAGCACUAUGGCGGCCCAGCGACCUCUGCGAGUAUUGUGCUUGGCUGGCUUCCGGCAGAGCGAGCGGGGCUUCCGCGAGAAGACCGGAGCGUUAAGGAAGGCGCUGCGGGGCCGCGCGGAGCUCGUGUGCCUCAGUGGCCCGCACCCGAUCGUGGACGCAACGGGCCCCUUGCCGGAGUCCGGGCCCUGCCCUCCAGAGGAGCAGCUUCGAGGCUGGUGGUUUUCAGAACAGGAGACAGACGUUUUCUUCGCACUAAGAGAGCCCACAGUGUGCAGAGGUCUGGAGGAAGCACUGGGAACGGUGGCACAGGCACUGAACACGCUGGGACCUUUCGAUGGGCUCCUCGGUUUCAGCCAGGGGGCUGCGCUAGCAGCCUUUGUGUGUGCCCUCGGCCAAGCAGGCGAUCCCCGCUUCCCCUUGCCAAGGUUUAUCAUCCUGGUAUCUGGUUUCUGUCCUCGCGGCCUUGGCGUCCGGGAAUCCAUCCUGCAGGGCCCCUUCUCACUGCCUUCACUCCAUGUUUUCGGGGACACUGACCAAGUAAUCCCCCGUCAGGAGAGCAUGCAGCUCGCUAGCCGAUUCACUGGAUCCGUCACUCUUACCCACUCUGGUGGCCACUUCAUUCCAGCAGCUGCACCCCAGCGCCAGGCCUACUUUAAGUUCUUGGACCAGUUUGCAGAGUGAAAGAUCAACAAAUGCCUGGGCUCCCAUAUCCCCCUUCCCACCCCCAACUGGGACACAGAAUUUGGGGUGGCCUCUGUGAUCCCUGCCCUCCCCUUUUCCCUACCCUGGAAUCUCCACUGUUGUUACUGUCCCUCACCUUCUCCAGUUAAGAAACAUAUCAAUUCUUAAAA
Phyllostomus discolor (pale spear-nosed bat) is the source of this 1001-nucleotide messenger RNA. RefSeq names its product OVCA2 serine hydrolase domain containing (gene OVCA2). Gene Ontology annotation, cellular component: nucleus; cytoplasm. NCBI's taxonomy places the organism in Eukaryota, Metazoa, Chordata, Mammalia, Chiroptera, Phyllostomidae. Gene Ontology annotation, biological process: response to retinoic acid. The record is from RefSeq and is a predicted model, not a curated record. The transcript has 2 exons. The coding region runs from base 157 to 831 and encodes 224 amino acids.